UUAAAAAAACAAUAAAACCGACGAAUGAAUGAAUCGGCUGUUGACCUUUCCCACUGUCAAAUGCGGAAAUUGGUUAAUUUUGUAAUUGUUUUCUCAACAAUUAUGAAGAAAACAACUUUCUACGUAUCUAAAUUACGUAAGCAAUAAAUCGGAGUGAUAAAUCUGGAUACGCGCGAGUGUUGUGCGGUGUAAUUUAUUUAUAAGUGGCGAAACUUGUUCUGUGACGCUGUAGGGCGUUGUUGGUGAAUUCCCUCCGGAUUAUACUUUAAAAUGGAUAGUAAAGAAGAAUAUCACGAUCCGGAUUACCCGGGGGCUCCGGCGGUGGUCAAGGAAGAGGUGCCUGAUGUGUCGGAAGAAGAAAAAGUUGAAAAAAUCAAAACAAUUAUUCACCGGGAAUUUUCGAAUGAAUUAGAGAUGAGAGAAAACGAAGUUAUGCUUAUUGAACAAAGAAUGUCAACGUCCCGUCGCCUGCUGCAGCGUCUACGCUACGUGCUGGUCAGCAACUACUUCCAAGAACAGAAGCUGCUGCUAUCCAGCAGCCAGAUUGACGACGACGUGGCCACCCAGCACGAGACUAGGAGAGCUGAGGUGUCGUCGCUCCUUCGAGACGGUCAACGGAGACUCCACCCAUCCGUCAGGAAGUUACUUGGCAAGAAGACUGCUGAUCUGACUGAGAUAUUCAAGACCAGGGAACCGAGAAACAAAGCUAGGAAGGAUUAUUCGGCAAUGCUCCAAACCCGCAACUACACGAUAGCUGCCGACGCGACCAAGUCCCUCCGUCCGGAGAAGAAGCAAGAAGAAGAACCCAGCACCAGCUCGGGAGUCAAGCCUAAGAAGGUGCCGCGGCAGACCGACCCGCGGGCGGAGAAGGUGGUCACGCUGGAAGAGGCCACGAGGAAUAAGAUGAAGCAUCGGUACAGGCUUAUUAUUGGCAACACAUCAAAGUACGCGCCACCUGCGUCCCGCGCGGACCGCUCGACGCACAAGUGGCUACUGUACGUGCGCGGGCCCCCCGACCGGCCGGACCCGUCGCCGGCGCUCGCUAGAGUGGUGGCAACGUUACACCACUCGUACGCGCCGCACCACGUCGUACACGUGAACAAGCCGCCGUUCCAUAUCACCCGUCGCGGCUGGGGCGAGUUCCCAGCUCGCGUCGAGCUUCACUUCCGACUGCCGGCCGUCAACAGGCCCCUGGCUGUGGAACACACCAUCAAGCUGGAUAGAAACUAUACCGGUCUACAGACACUGGGUUCAGAGACAGUAGUGGAAGUGUGGUUGUACAGCACUCCAGAGAUGCUGGAAUUUGAAUACGUCGACCCGGAGCCAGCACCAGUGAAGAUGGAGGUCGAGCCAGAACCAGUCACAGAAAUCAAGGAAGAAGUCUUCGAUCAAACCGACAGUUGGAUGGAGUUCUUCAGCAAAGACACCACAGAAUUGGACGUAGAUGAAAUGAUAAUAAAACCUGUCAAAAAACCUGAACAAAAACCAGAUAUCGAGUCUGAGAUAUCUGCAAAUAUCAUCAUGGGAGAAGACGAGAGUGACGAUAAAAGUGAAUUCAAUGAAACGGACAGUGAUAUGCCGGAUAUACAGCAGCCUGUUGGUAAACGGAUAAUGAAGUAUAUCGACUCCACAACAGGGAAGAUUUAUUACCUAGAAAUGGACAGGAAAUUAGAUCUAAGUAAAGUACAAGAGAUAGUCAUAAAUAAUACUAAGGCAAAAAUAAGUCCGAUCAAAUCAAACGGCUUGAAAAGCUUCAGGAAAAAGAAAGGUGUUUCUUUACUGAAACCAGAAGUGCAGAAUCAGUUGAAAACCGAAAAUUGUAAGGUUGAUAAUGAGAAGCAAGUGAACAACUUGACGCAUAUAGAAAACGAUCAUUGUUACAUAGGGAACAAUUGGUUGAACGUUGAGAAUUCUGUGGAGAACUCCAACUCGGAUUGUGCGGAGAGUGCCAACGUGAAAGUCAAGAAGGAACGAUCUCAUUUUGAUACAGUGUGCUCAGCGAUCAAUGGUUUUUCGUGUGUUAAAGUGUGUGUGAACUAUUUGCUAAAGAACAUGCCAAUAGUGACGGACAGAGCCAGGGACCCUGAUUAUGUGAAAAACUUUCCGUUUGUGGUGGAGAACGCGGAUAGGUAUUGGAAGCUGGACUUCGCGAAACGAAGAAAUAUUGAGUGGUCAAGAGCGAAACUAAUAAACAAAAUACUCGCAGAACAUUACCUCCACACCGAAGACAUUUGGAGAACGAAGCAAAUACUCAUAUACUCCCGCUUGCACGGCUACAAUCCGAUGCGGCAGGAGACGACCCAGAAGCUUCCAGAAACGGACGACUGGUCGUCCUGGAACGAUCUGGAAAAUUCCAGAAAACUCGAAUCCAACAUCAAAGAAAUAUACCCGAACGCCUCAGACAUAUCCAGCUUGAGUAUAUUCAAUAGCGAGGAAUUCCAAAAAUCAUUGUCAGAGACGUUAGAAACAACGGAUUCUGAAGAAGAGAUUGAUAUAGUCAGUAGCGAUGUGACCAAAGUGAAAACAGAAACGGAAGUGUUGCCAGAUACGGAGAACAGUUUGACAGUGUUGCCAGUGGAGAGCGAAGAGGAUCGGUUGAGGUUUAUGUUCAUAGAGAAGAAGUGUGCGGAUAUAGGCAUAGAGCUAAGGAAUGAGGACGUUGGGAACGGAUACUCGUAUAGCGCCGUGCACGCAGUCCUUCUGUCGGCCAUGAAGAGUUUCGCCGAGGAGCUGGUCCGCGACGCGAUGGCGGAACGCCUAGCGAGACACCACGCGCCGCCCGCGCUACCGUCAGCUUGGACCGGUUGGUCGCGCGCGUGGUCGCUACAGGCAGCCGAGGUGUGGGCGGGCGCGCGGCGGGGGCGGGCGGGCGCGGGCGGGGCGGCGCUGGGCGCGCGCGCUCCCGGCAGCGAGGCCUUAUGA
This is a messenger RNA of Ostrinia nubilalis (European corn borer), 2922 nucleotides long. RefSeq lists its product as uncharacterized. Bases 271 to 2922 code for a protein of 883 amino acids. Gene Ontology annotation, biological process: regulation of transcription by RNA polymerase II; chromatin remodeling. The record is from RefSeq and is a predicted model, not a curated record. Gene Ontology annotation, cellular component: ATAC complex; NuA4 histone acetyltransferase complex. NCBI's taxonomy places the organism in Eukaryota, Metazoa, Arthropoda, Insecta, Lepidoptera, Crambidae. The transcript is spliced from 11 exons. Gene Ontology annotation, molecular function: histone binding.